Priceomyces carsonii is the source of this 1014-nucleotide messenger RNA. Its product is annotated as NADPH:quinone reductase. The transcript has a single exon. Bases 1 to 1014 code for a protein of 337 amino acids. Gene Ontology annotation, cellular component: cytosol. Gene Ontology annotation, molecular function: NADPH binding; mRNA 3'-UTR AU-rich region binding; quinone reductase (NADPH) activity. The record is from RefSeq and is a predicted model, not a curated record. Lineage: Eukaryota; Fungi; Ascomycota; Pichiomycetes; Serinales; Debaryomycetaceae.
AUGUCAAGUGUAGUAGAUCAAAAGCAACAAAAGGUCAUAUUGUUCGAAGAAAACGGUGAAUCAUUAGAUGUUCUUCAGUAUAAAGAUGUUCCGGUGCCUACGUUGGAAUCUCCUACUGACAUUAUUGUCCGAAACAGAUAUAGUGGUAUUAAUAUGAUUGAGUCGUAUUUUAGAAAAGGAAUAUAUCCAACAGAGAAACCGUACAUCUUGGGGAGGGAAGCUUCUGGAGAAAUUGUUGCUGUUGGAUCUGAUGUCAAUGAGUAUCAUGUUGGCGAUAAAAUUGCUUACUUAUCAGGAAGAACCUUUGCACAGUAUACCAAAGUCGAUUCAAAGACCACAAACAUUGUGAAAUUGAAACCUGAUGUCACUGAUGAAGAAUUAAAGUUUUAUGGAGGGUUAUUACUUCAAGGCUUGACUGCAUUGACUUUUAUCAACGAGGCAUACUACGUGAAGAAAGGUGAUUAUAUCUUGGUCUGGGCUGCUGCAGGAGGAGUUGGCAAAUUGCUCGUUCAGUUAAUUUCUCAAAGAGGAGCUCAUGUCAUUGCAAUUGCUUCGACAGAUGCCAAAUUAAAACUUGCAAAGGAGUUAGGAGCAGAUUAUGUGAUUAACUCCUCAAAUGAAGACAUUGCUAAAAGAGUCCACGAAAUUACAAGUGGCAAAGGGGUUCAAUGUUCUUUCGAUAGUAUUGGUAAAGACAGUGUCGAUAUUUCUAUUGAUUCUUUGGCAAGAAAAGGAACAUUUGUUAGUUAUGGAAACGCAUCAGGUCCAGUUCCUCCCUUCACGAUUUCACGCUUGUCACCAAAAAACCUUAAGCUUUUAAGACCGGUACUUUUUGGCUACAUUAAUGAUCCAGAAGAUUGGAAAAAAUAUUCGACAGAGCUUUUGCAAUUAAUUGAAGAUAAGAAAUUGAAAGUUGAUAUUACAAAAGUAUAUCCUCUUUCAGAUUAUAAAGAUGCAGCGCAAGAUUUAGAAGGCAGGAAAACAACUGGAAAGCUUGUAUUAAAAAUUCCUUAA